Eufriesea mexicana is the source of this 635-nucleotide messenger RNA. Its product is annotated as peroxisomal membrane protein 2. NCBI's taxonomy places the organism in Eukaryota, Metazoa, Arthropoda, Insecta, Hymenoptera, Apidae. The transcript is spliced from 5 exons. Bases 15 to 575 code for a protein of 186 amino acids. The record is from RefSeq and is a predicted model, not a curated record. Gene Ontology annotation, cellular component: cytoplasm; peroxisomal membrane.
AUAGAACGAUCAGAAUGGCUCUUUCUAAACCUACAAAUUUAAUUUUUCAACUUACUGCUGCUUACUUUGACCGUCUUUAUACUAGCCCAUUGAAAACUAAAGCGAUCACUAGCUGUAUCAUAGCUACUCUUGGAAAUUUUUUAUCACAAAAAAUUUCUGGUGUAAAACGUAUUAAUGAAGACAGUUUACUCGCAUUUGCUCUUUUUGGACUGUUCUUUGGAGGUCCACUACCACAUUAUUUUUAUACAUAUAUACAACCAUUUGUGAAAAAUCCUCUCAUGCUUUUAUUAGUGGAAAGAUGUUUAUAUACACCAUGUUAUCAAGCAUUAGCAUUGUACAUGUUAUCUCUUUUUGAGGGUAAUACACAUAAAGAUUCUUAUAAACAAUUAAAAAAAUUAUACUGGCCAGUACUUACUGCAAAUUUGAGAUAUUUAACAUUACUACAAUACAUUAACUUAAAAUAUGUUCCACCAGUGUUACGUGUUCUUGUAAUAAAUCUUAUUGGCUUCUUUUGGGCUAUAUAUCUUGCACAACAACGAAUUAAACAUUCAAAAGCUACUGGAGCAAGAAAAUAACACAUCAAUAACAGCUAAGUUUAAUUUUUAUUUCAUUAGGUGCAAAAAAAGAUAAGUAGC